AUGGGUUCCCGGCAAAGAAAUAAAGAUUGCUAUGCUUUGGCUCUUCUCAUUGUCGCUUCAUUCUACAUAACCAAUGCAGAUUGUGAAAAGAUAGGACUAUGCUAUGGAAUGCUUUCAGACAGUUUGCCUUCUCACAAUAAGGUGGUGAAUCUGAUGCAGUCAAACAACAUAGGAAAGGUGAGAUUAUACUUUGCAAGUCAGGACGCCCUGCAGGCCCUGAACAAUUCUGGAAUCGAAGUUAUUGUGGGAGUUGGCAACGCUGAGCUUCAGACGAUUGCAGGUGACCAGGAUGUAGCGAACAUAUGGGUGAAUGACAACAUUAAACAAUUCCAUCCUUCUGUCAACAUCAAAUACAUUGCAGUGGGAAACGAGGUAUUUUUAAAUAGAACACUCAUUUUGUAUCUCCUGCCUGCAAUGGAAAACAUUCAGAGGGCAUUGAGGAACGCUUAUCUGCAGAACAACAUCAAGGUCUCCACACCAUACCCAACAUCCGUGUUGAACAACUCAUUUCCUCCCUCUGAGGGAACAUUUGGUGAGGAUAUGAGUGCUAUCCUUAAGUUUCUAUCAGAUAAUGGCUCCCCUUUCAUGGCCCACGUCUAUCCAUAUUUCAGCUACAAAAACUCCGCAGGUUCAACUUCUGCAGACUAUUCGCUGUUUAGAUCGACAAGUACUGUGGUGACUGAUGGCAAUCUAAUGUAUAACAACUUGUUCGACGUUUUUGUCGACGCUUUUAUAUCUGCUAUGGAAAAGCUGGGACAUUCCAAUAUUCCAAUUAUAAUAACUGAAAGUGGGUGGACCACUGCAGGCAAUCCCGUGGCUACUGUGGACAAUGCCCGAACUUACAACAACAAUCUCAUCAAGCAUGUUUUGUCAAAUGCAGGAACACCAAAGAGACCUGGAACGACAAUUGAGACAUAUAUUUUUACACUGUUCAAUGAGAAUCAGAAGACUGGGGCUGAGGCGCGCCAUUUUGGUCUGUUUGAUACCAAUAAAAUUCCUGUCUACCCUAUGGACUCCCUAGCUGGAAGUUCUGUUUACCCUCCGCUCAGCUCACCUGAAAGUUCCAGGGAUUUAAAAGUGGGGUUCUCAAGGCAGUUUUGUAUCAUUGCUUAUGCAACAUUUAUCAUCUUCCUUCUUGUGGGCAAUCAAUGUUUAGACAUUCGGAUUGGAGCAUAUGUUGACGACAAGGAUAAUGUGGAUUUCCAGACAAGUCCUUUGACACCAGGAGUAAAGGGCAAGGAGCCUGUGGUUGAGUUUAAGGUUGAUAUAAAAGCUACAGAUGCUAUGAUUUAG
Messenger RNA from Cryptomeria japonica (Japanese cedar), 1293 nucleotides. Its product is annotated as glucan endo-1,3-beta-glucosidase-like. Gene Ontology annotation, biological process: carbohydrate metabolic process. Gene Ontology annotation, cellular component: plasma membrane. The transcript has 4 exons. The record is from RefSeq and is a predicted model, not a curated record. Lineage: Eukaryota; Viridiplantae; Streptophyta; Pinopsida; Cupressales; Cupressaceae. Bases 1 to 1293 code for a protein of 430 amino acids. Gene Ontology annotation, molecular function: hydrolase activity, hydrolyzing O-glycosyl compounds.